Messenger RNA from Symbiodinium natans, 4554 nucleotides. Lineage: Eukaryota; Dinophyceae; Suessiales; Symbiodiniaceae. The record is from the annotation of a GenBank genome assembly.
AUGGCAGAGCUCUCACAUGCAGAAGCCAAAAGGCGAAUUCAGAGGGGGGCAUUCCAUCGGGAGGUGGUGCUCGAGAUGGUUCGCCAGUACGGAGAUCUUUUGGCCUUUGCGCAAGGCAAAUACCACAGGGAUCCUGAAGUGGUCCUUGCUGCCGUGGCCUCGAGCAGCUGGGCCAUGAGAUAUGUUGACCAGACCCUCCUGCAUGACGAGAACUUUGCGCUGCAGAUCCUGCAAGCCAAUCCAUUGGCACUGCGGCUGCUUCCGGAGAACUGCCGUUCUGCCCGAGAUCUCGUGUUGACAGCUGUAAGUGGGGACGGGCGCAGCCUGGCAUUCGCAACGCCAGCGCUGCGUGAAGACACUGAGUUUGCUGUCGAGGCUGUCCGAGCGAAUCCGGAUGCCUUGGAGUUUGUUCCGGUGCACUUGAAGGCAGACCGUGACUUCGUGUCCAUUGCGCUGGCAAGUGAUGGGCGUGCACUGCGCUUUGCAUCUGUGGAGCUGCGCGAUGAUGGCGAGUUGGUGCUGUUGUCCGUGCAUCAAAACCCUGCAGCCAUGGAAUUUGCAGGUGGACGUCUUGUAGAAGAUCGAGCUUUUGUCUUGCAGGCAGUGCAACUUCAUGGUGGAGCGCUAGAGCACGCGCCAUGUUUCCACGCAGACGAGGAGGUCGUUCUGCUGGCGCUGACUUCUUGCGCUGAAGCUAUGCGCUUUGCAAAUGGCAUCCAUGACAAGCGAGAUUUUGCCUUGCAAGCCGUCCAGACAGCAGGUCUGAGCCUCCAGUACUUGUCGGCUGAGCUUCGUCGAGACAAGGAGAUCGUCCUUGCCGCUAUUGCCAAUUGCGGCCUGGCACUGCAGUUUGCCUCAGAUGAGCUCAAGGAAGACGACGAGGUUGUCUGGUGCGCAAUUUCUCAGGACCCUCGUGCUCUGCAACAUGCCCCACUCUUCCGGGCCGACGAGAAAUUCUUGCUGCGCUGUGUUGAACGGUCAUGCGAAGUUCUACAAUUUGCAGAUGCUGGCCUGAAAUCGAGUAUAGACUUCGCCUUCAGUGCUGUCGCUGAGGACGUCCAUGCUCUUCGCUUUUUGGCAUCAGAGUUGCUGGGCUGCAGGGACCUGAUCCUGCACGCCACAGCGAUCAAUGAGGCUGCACUCGAUUGCAUCGGAGGGCUGCCGGAAGCAGAACCUCUGGAGAGCUUUUUGUCGGAGGCGCGGCGCCUUCGCAGCGCAGCCGCCAUGGUGCGGCGCCACCCCACCAGCAGGAGCAUUGUGCUGCGUGGGGUCGCAUGGCACCCGCUGUCAGUAUGGUUUGCCUCCACCAGCCUCAAGGAAGAUCCUCACUUUCGGGAGCAGGUGGCACAGCUAGCCGACGUUCCCAUCCCUGGAGCACGCCCUCAAGGUGUCAUGACUCUGUUUCCCGCUGCAUCGGCCUUGGCGACAUUGAGGCGCGCUUAUCCUGCAGACCUUGUGCAAGGCCACGCGGCAUCGUCCAGGUCUUCUGGCAAGACCUUCAAGGAGGACUCUCCGGGGUGCGUGGUGGAAGGCGUGAGAAGAUCUUCUGAACCUUGCAAAGCCAUUGUGACACUCCGGCAUGACCAAUCCGCAGACCGGCAGGACGUCACGGUUCCUGCGGGGAGCUGGCCACUGAACACGGAACAGCACAACCAGCAGUUAUCCCCCACGCAGCAGAAGCUUGUGGGCGCCAUGAUGCAAGACCAUGCAGCUGGUAAAGACAUGUGCCUCGUUGGCGAGAAGGGUGUUGGCAAGAGCACGUUGGUGAAAGCGUUCUCAGAGUGGCUUGGAUACCGGCAGAGGAUCAUCUUCUGUUUCAAGGACCUGCUUUGCCGCGAUUUGCUUCAGCGGCGUACCACAGACCAAGACGGGCAAACGGAAUGGCAAGAUUCUGCGCUGGUGCAGGCAGCCAUUUGUGGGGACAUCGCGGUUCUGGACGGCUUGAACCGUCUAACGGGCCAUGCAGCCAUCCUUGGCCCACUCCUGGCUGACCGAGAAGCUGUGCUACCAGACGGCUCUCGCUUGGUGUCUCCUGAGAGAUGGACGCACCUCCUCGUCGCAAAGGGCCUGAGCCAGGAUUGUCGGGAAUUUGAAGAAGAGAACGUGCGUUUUAGAGCUGUGCAUCCUUCUUUCCGCUGUGUGGCCACGGCAGAGAGUCAAACAUCUCAGCGAGCAGGACGGCGAAAUGUCUGGCUUGAUGACGAGGUGGCGACGCUCUUCCAUUUCCACUCGCUGGCGCCAUUGCCUUCUCAGGAGCAGCUAGACCUGGCAGCUAAAUCUGCAAAAUCCGGAGGUGUGCGCAAGAGCGAGCAGGUAUUCCGUGGACUCCUGACGUUCGGCGAGAAGAUGCGAAGCGCGGCAGUUGAAGAUCCUGGACUGGAGCCGCUGAGGAUGACCUUGCGGAUCCUCCUGCGUAUUGGGGCGCACUUGGACAAGCGACCUGGCGAUGUGGUGGGGGCCAUGAGCCGUGUCUUUUCGGCGUGUUUGAACUUCCUUCCAAUGUCUUCUCAGGAGGCUGUGCACCGCCUCCUGCAAAGCUCAAUGCAGGCCGCAGGUGUCAAGCAGUGGGCGCCAAGCACCAUGCUGGCAGCAGAUGGUGAUUCACGGCGACGCCGGCAGGAGCUCCGAGAACUCGAGAACAUUGCCAUUCAGGCAAGAAUGUUUGGCGGCGGUGGUCAAGAAGUGGAUGAAGCAAGAGAAAAGGCAGAGUCCGACAGGGAGCAGCACCGACGAGCAAAACUCGAAACUUUGCGAAGGCAAGGUGAAGCCGGGCUGGCGAGGAAGCCAGUCAAAGCUGCCAGAGUGGCAAAGGGCAUCCUGCACAUUGGAGACGUAACCUGUCCUGUGCGGACGCCAGCCAGGCCUGAGUUGGUACCAGACGUGGUCUUCGUCGAUAUCCCGCAGCAUGUCGACAUCCUUGAGAAGAUGCUGCUGGAUUGGACUCUCGGUCAUCACCUCCUCCUUGUCGGCAACCAGGGCGUUGGCAAGAACAAACUCACAGACCGACUCUUGGGGCUUCUACAAUGCGAAAGAGAGUACAUCCAGCUUCAUCGGGACACGACAGUCCAGAGCCUGAUGCUGGCACCGAGCUUGAAGUCUGGGGCAGUGGUUUGGGAAGACUCGCCAUUGCUUCGGGCGGUCAAGGCUGGUCGGUGCCUAGUCGUCGAUGAAGCCGACAAGGCACCCCUGGAAGUCGUCUGCGUGUUGAAAGCCUUGGCCGAGGAUGCCGAACUGAGCCUGCCAGAUGGGCGCACGGUCGUGAGAGCAGACGAUGCACGAUUGACCCAGAUGUCAGAGGAUGAAGUGGUAAAGAUGUCAAGUAACUUUCGGCUCUUUGUGCUGGCAAACCGCCCCGGCUUCCCUUUCAUGGGCAACGACUUCUUCAAGGUCUGCGGCGAUGUUUUCAGCUGCCAUGUGGUGGAUAAUCCCGACAUUGCCAGUGAGGUGGAGCUACUUACGAGUGUGGGCCCGAGCGUUUCGAAAGAUCGCAUCCUCCAGCUAUCGCUUCUUUUCGCGGAGCUGCGGGAACUCGUAGCUUCAGGCCAGCUGGCCUAUCCGUACUCAACUCGGGAGCUUGUGAAGCUGGUGAGCCAUGCGCAACGCUUUCCAGGAGACGCAUUGGAAGAAGUCGCUGCAGGUGUCUUUGCCUUCGACAUCGCUGAUACCAGGAAGCGUAAACCGUUGCUGGAAGUUCUUCAGAGACAUGGCAUCGCGACCACAGAGCGGGGAGUGCGUCUUCUCGAAGGACAUCGUCCGGGUAAGAUGAGCCUGCGACUGGAUGAGAAUAGAGACAAAUCAAAGGAUGUCACCAACCGAGACAAUCCCCAUGGGGAAAGCCCUCCGGACAUGGCUCAAGGGGGCCCCAAGCACGGUGAGUGGGAUGGGCAAGAGCAUAUUGGCGGCAACCGGUUUGCGGGUGGCAGUGGUGGAACCGGCACCGCAGGACUUGGAGGUCGAUGGGGCCCUUAUCGACUAGAUGUGGGUCAGAAGCUGGUUCAGGUUUCCGAGGACAAGAAGCAGGGCUUGGACGAGGCCACAAAGCGCAAGGCCCAGCAAAUGGCAGAUGAAGCCUACCGGAAGAGGCUGGCCGAGAUGAAGAUGUCCUUGAAAGAAGGAGAGGCCUACGCAUCCCUUCGGGAACAGGUCGCCACGCAGAUUCAAGAAAUGAAGGUCUGCUUGGAAAGCCAAGCAGCGCGGCAACACGAGCGACAAUGGUUGAAGAAUCAGACGGCGGGUGAGCUGGAUGAGAGUCGUUUGGUGGAUGGCAUCACUGGGUGCAAGACUGUCUACAUGAGACGCGGGGACCCUGAAGGGCAGCUGUUCGGCAGAAGCCAGCAGCAUGCAAAACGCCUCACCUUUGUAAUGGAUAUCAGCGGAAGCAUGUACACAUUUAAUCGGAUUGACCGACGGUUGCAACGACUGCAAGAAGUGGCUGCCUUUAUUUUCGAGAGCUUUGCUGGCUUCGAGGACCCUGAGUCUGCAAAACAACUGCUGCGAGGGCCUCGUGAGGAUUCGCAAGGUUUGGUGAGGCCCGGAGGCCGAAAGAUUUGUUGA